Messenger RNA from Podarcis lilfordi (Lilford's wall lizard), 8568 nucleotides. The record is from the annotation of a GenBank genome assembly. NCBI's taxonomy places the organism in Eukaryota, Metazoa, Chordata, Lepidosauria, Squamata, Lacertidae.
AACCCUUGGCGUGCCGAGCGCAGCUGACUCUGCCCUGUCUUCUCUCCGCGUGAUCUCGAUCUUAAGCAGGAAGAAGCCAACUCAAAGAUGCUUAACUUGGGGCGGGGCGGGGGGGGGACCCCUUGCCCUUCCGAGCUGCUCUGCGCCUCGGCUAGAAAAAACGAGGAGCAGGAAACCCCCUCCUAGAAUGAACAGCUGUUGAAAAAAGGAUCUGGUCCCGUUUCUGGCCAAAGGGAGAGAAGUUCACAGCGCCGGCGGGGGGGGGGGGGGGGGGAGACCUCUCUGGGGGGCUCGCCUGGUUCCCCCUGGACGGGAGGGAGAGAGAGAGAAAGCGGGUGCCCUUGGUUCGCAAAGGGUUAAAAGGGAACGGAGCUACCAGGGGGGGGGGUCCUCAGAGCAGAAGCCCCCCCCCCCUUGUCUCUGCUCUGCCAAGGAUGCGCACAAGGUCCUGGGACUCGGUGAGCCUCUUCUGUUUCCUGCCAUGGAGUGCCUUGGGGAGAAGGGGGGGGUCCCAGGACUGUAAAGGAGGAUGCUGGGGGGGGGGCAGGUUCAACUUAUGCAUGGGGAGCCCUCCAAGUCGAGGUGCAGAGGGUGUUAAGCAUAAUGGUUUAAUUUGCUGAAAUGGGAAUGUUGACUUACGUUAAAUUACCUUUCCUCUGGCCCAGUUGGCCCUCGGGGGAUUGGGCAGGUAAGAAUCUGGCCCUUAGAACAAGGAAUUGGGGACGCCACCCCACUCAUCUGUCGGCAGCACUUUGGAGGUUCCUGGUCUGCCCCGCAGAGGACAUUAAGGUCGUUGAAUAAUCAUAAUUUAGAGGCCCCGGGCCCGAAGGAAGUCAGACUAUCCUCCACCAGGGCCAGGGCCUUCUCAGUGGUGGCUCCGACCUGGUGGAAUGCUCUGUCCCAGGAGACUAGGGCCCUGCAGGAUUUAACCUCCCUUCGCCCAGCCUCUAAGACAGAGCUAUUUCACCUGGCUUUCAACUUGAACUUAGCCUGAUCUUUUAUUCCCUUCCUUCCCUCCCCCUCCCCUUUUUAUGAAGAUUCCCUGCUCUGGGAUCCCACAGCUCAUUCUCCCCUGGUCUCCUCGCUGGCCCAAAUAGGACUAAUUUAGCCAGCUAGCCCUGGUGAUCAUCUAAUGUUUAUUGGAUGGAUUUCCCCCCCUAAAUUGAUUUUUGAAUUCUGAAUUUAUUGUCAUUCACGUUUUAUACUGUAUUUUAUGCUUGUUUUUUUGUUGCAUCAAUUAAGUGUUUUAAAUUUGUUGUUAGCCACCCUGAGCCCGGUUUUCUGAACCGGGAAGGGCGGGGUAUAAAUAAAAAAAUAUUAUUAUUAUUAUGCUGCAAAAUGAAACUGAAGCAGGGAAGAAACAGGCAGUCCAGCCCUGAUUCCUAGUAAGUCUUAUCCACACAUGCUCAGGUAACCUCUUUCUUCUAGUGCACGCAUGUCCCAACAGGUAGAUCAUGAUCUAUCGGUAGAUCACUGGAGGUCUGUGAUGGAUCACUGGCUCCCCACAAAGAACCUCAACAAAUUUGCCUCAACAAAAAUUUGCCCCAAAUUUGCCCCAACAAAAAAGUGGGUAGAUCGCUGCCAGUUUUUAACUGUGUGUAGAUCGCAGUCCCUUGGGAGUUGGCCACCCCUGUUUAGCGGUUCUUCAGUUUUAUCACAGAAUUAUGGAUUUGCUUUGUAGGAUUUGUGAGCACCUCUAAAUCAGACAGACAGACAGAACGUGGCAGAAGAUUCCUUCUGAUUCCUUCUGAUCUCUUGGAGGCUUUCUGAGAGCACAGAUGGAUGAGCAAGACUCAGCUGGCCCUGGAGCAGGAAGAGGCCAUGCCAUGGAAACGGGGAGCAGUGGGGGAUUCUGGGAAAACUCCACGCAGAAGAUCCUGGGUGAGGAGGACACUCUCCGCUCAGAGGUGCAGAGCCAGCCGUUCAGGCAGUUCUGCUACCAGGAGGCCAAAGGACCCCGAGAGGUUUGCAGCCGACUCUACUGCCUGGCCCAUCAAUGGCUGAAGCCAGAAAGGCACACGAAAGCUGAGAUGCUGGACCUGGUGAUCUUGGAGCAGUUCCUGGCUGUCCUUCCUCCGGAGAUGGAGAGCUGGGUGAGGGAAUGUGGAGCUGAGACCAGUUCCCAGGCGGUGGCCCUGGCCGAAGGUUUCCUCCUGAGUCAGGCAGAGGAGAGAAAGCAGGUGAGAGAGACUUUCCUCUGGAAACUCCCAAGGGGCUCCACACCAGAGGGAGAGUAUCCCAAAAUGCUCUACUAAGGGCCCCUUUUUUUGGAAUGCAUCCAAGGAAUGAGAUCUGAUACCUGCCAAGUUUUUGCUUCUGUCAUUCUUUUUCUGAUCCUUCUCCCCAUUCCCUGUUUUGAAUCCUUGUUGCUCUUUCAGAUAAAGAAUCUGUUAGCAGAAAUGGACAUUGAUUCCUGUGAGGCAGAGAAGACUCCGAUGGACACCAGAGAGAAGCCACUGGGUAAGUAGGGAGUUAUUUCUCUCUUUGAUCACAUUCUGUUGAUUUUGAAAGUAAUUUGUGGGUUAUUUUCAUCUUUUCGUAGGGGAGACACUUGGGGCCAAGAGCCCAGGGGAGGAGAGGUGUGUUUUUACACAAUUAAAAUAUGAAAUGGGUAAAAUACAGUGGUGCCUCGCAAGACGAAAUUAAUUCGUUCCGUGAGUUUUGUCGUCUUGCGAUAUUUUUCGUCUUGCAAAGCACGGUGUCGGGAAAGUUUUGGAAAAGCUUCAAAAAUCACCAAAGUCUUUAAAAACUUCAAAAAAGGCUACCACACCGCGUUCUAUGAGUUGCUCCUCGAAGUCAAGUCGCAACUGUAUUAACGGUGUUAAGAAAAGGAAACAAACUUGCAAGACGUUUCCGUCUUGCGAAGCAAGCCCAUAGGGAAAAUCGUCUUGCGAAGCAGCUCAAAAAACAAAAAACCCUUUCGUCUAGCGAGUUUUUUGUCUUGCGAGGCAUUCGUCUUGCGAGGUACCACUGUAUCAGAAGGGAAUAAGCAAGGGACGCUUUCACAAAGGCCCGUCUAUAUUUAGAGAUGCACUCCUGAACCUCAGAGAGAAGCAGGAAUUCAUGGCUUCCCACUUCCCUUUGUCUCUGGCAGGUGACAGGAUGAUGCCCACAAGACCUCCUCAUCUGUUUUUUCAUGGUGGCGAAGAGGAAGCAGCGGCUAUGGAAGCAGAUCAGGUAGGGGGCAGGAGGCUUGUGGGGAGAGAGGCUGAGGAGUGGGGCAGCCAAGGUGACUCCUUCCACCUCCUGCUUUCUGUCAAAGGUGCCCUGAAAAAAGGUGGCAAAUGACAUUAUGUGCUGAGAAUAAGGUCUAAACCACUGAGCCAAGGUUUGCCGAUCAGAAGGUCGGCGAUUCAAAUCCCCGCGAUGGGGUGAGCUCCCGUUGCUCAGUCCCUGCUCCUGCCAACCUAGCAGUUUGAAAGCACGUCAAAGUGCAAGUAGAUAAAUAGGUACCGCUCCGGCGGGAAGGUAAACGGCGUUUCUGUGCACUGCUCUGGUUCGCCAGAAGUGGCUUAGUCAUGCUGGCCACAUGACCCAGAAACUGUACACCGGCUCCCUCGGCCAAUAAAGUGAGAUGAGCGCCACGACUGGACCUAAUAUUUAAUAUUUGUGAUGGCCUGGGACUUGGGCUCGGACUCGGAUCCAGAAGAGUCUCAGUCUGCACUGCAUCCUUUGCCUCAGACGGCAUCUGAACCAAGUCUGGGGCCUGAUCCUGAAGAGUCCCAGUCUGCACAGGUUCCCCUGCAACAAGCACCAGCUGGGCCGAGUCAGGGGCCUGAGCCUGCCCUGGCUCCAGAUGUGGGGAUGACCUCAUUGCCUUCAGCCGGACCAUCGCUUACAGCUGCUCCACUGCUGGUCUGGUCAGGAGAGGCUGAGGCGGCCUCUGGGUCUAGUAACCCACUGACGUCUCCCGAGCUACAGAGACUGAGGUCUGAGAGAAGGAGAGACCUGAGUACUCGCAGGAGGAGUGCUCGCCUUUGGGCGAAACAGGGAGGUGAGUCACCGGGGAAUCAGGACUGGCCCCUACCCUGACAAAGAUAAAAGGCUGUCGGACCCCGCCCCAGGUUGCGGGAGCAACAUUGGUGUAUGCUAGAUCCUGCCUGAGAUCCUGUACCUGACCCUGCCUGGUUUCCUGCCUUGGCCCUGUCGGACUGACUCCUCGUGGAAACCUUGGAUUCGGGAUCGGACCUGGACUGCGUUUCUCGGGUUAACCCCCAGGGCCCAGCACACAAAUUGAUAAACCAUAAAAAACAGCCAGCCUUCAGCUAAUCAGGCUCAUUAGCUGCAGAAGGGGGCUCCCCACAUCUCCCUUCCUCCCAACGCUCUCUGGCGUUGGAAAAGUGCACGGGGAAAUGAGAGAGGGGAUUUUCCCAUCUGUCAAGUGGGAAUGUUUGCAUAGACAGAAUGAUUCGAGGAACACAACGUUCUGCUCAUUUAUACCAAGAUUAAUAUACAAAAUCAAAAUACAGAAUAAUUGGCAGGGAAGAUUUCCCAGUAAAUUUUAAAAAGGAAAUUGAAAAAAAGAAACAAAAGAGAAUGAAAUAUUGAAAACAAAGGAAUGGGUGGGGGAAAUGAGGAGUAAAAAAACAAAAAAGGGAAGCUCUAAUGCAGCGGUUCUCCACCUGUGGGUCCCCAGAUGUUGUUGGACUACAACUCCCCAUCACCCCUGAGCUCUGGCCUUGCUAGCUAGGGGUGAUGGGAGUUGUAGUUCAACAACAUCUGGGGACCCACAGGUUGCGAAAGGCUGCUCUAACGGGAAGUAAAAUAACUUGGUUUAACUGUAUACAAUUGGAGGAAUGGACAAAGAAAUUGGUAAGGGAAAAUAAGGAAUGUCGAGAAUAUACAAAAUUCAAAAAGGUGAUUAUAAAAAAGGAAAGAUGAAGAAAAAUAUAAAAGGGGAAACCAGUGAAAUUUACAAAAUAGUGGUAGAAUCGGAAGAUCAGCAAGAUCAACUAAAAGGGGUGUGCGAAAAGGAGUUAACAGGUCAGAUAAAUAGUCAGAGCUUGGGGAAAACAUGGGAGAAACAUCCUCUGAAAAGGAUAUCUAUAAGAAAAUAACUAUACUGUAAGGUAGUAUGGAGGUGGUAGUAACAGCAGUAAGACUAAAUCAAAUAGACAACAAACAUUUGGUGUUAAGUUGGAGGGGAUGUCAGGAAACUGGGACUUACCUUCAGAUGUGGUGGGUCUGUAAAUGUGUACAAAAUGUUUGGCAAAGGAUGUUGAAGGAGAUAAGAGAAAUGACAGGGUUAAGGCAGAAUGAAAGUCCAGAAAUAGCAUUGAUAUCAAUGUACGAUAAGGUUAAAUGUAUGCAAGCUAUGAAGGACUUAAUUACAAAUUUGUUGCAAGAAUUAUCAUAGCUAGGAAAUUGGGGGGGGAACAAGGUGGAUUUCAAAUAGAAGAAUGGUACAGUGGUACCUCUGGUUACAUACUUAAUUCAUUCCAGAGGUCCGUUCCUAACCUGAAACUGUUCUUAACCUAAAGCACCACUUUAGCUAAUGGGGCCUCCCACUGCUGCCGUGCCGCCGGAGCACGAUUUCUGUUCUCAUCCUGAAGCAACGUUCUUAACCCGAGGUACUAUUUAUGGGAUAGCAGAGUCUGUAACCUGAAGCAUAUGUAACCUGAAGCGUAUGUAACCCAAGGUACCACUGUAUAAAGAAGUGUGGGAUAUAGCAAUUAAUGGUAAAUUAAUGUGUGCUUAUCACAGUAAGCAGGGGAAUGUGGAAGAGAAUUUAUUUUGAGAAAAUAUAGAAGUAUUUGUGGAAAUUGUAUUAUGAUAAAUAAUGGUAUCGGGGCGGGGUGCAAAUUUUGAUUUGUAUUAUUAUUACUUUGUUUAAAAAUCACAAUAAAUAAAAAAAUCACAAUAAAAUACACAACAAUUCCCUCUUUCUUUUAGGGUCCGGUGUGCUUUGAUGAUGUCACCGUUUGUUUCACGGACGAGGAGUGGGCGUUGCUGGAUCCUGACCAGAGAGCUCUGCAUGGGGAGGUCAUGGAGGGGAAUCGUGGGAUCCUGGACUCCCUUGGUAAGGCUCCCUGCUGGGUCAUAAUAUCUGUUUUGAAAUUCUAAGCGUAUCUGUAUCUGAUUAAACACCAAUAUUUUGAUGGAGCUCAACAGGACAACCUACAGACCUGGAAUUCUCCCACCCCCAUGGAGAGCUAUUGUCUGUUUCAUCUGCGAAUAUUGUUCCUCCAGUUACAGCUUUUUCAACCACGAUCAGCCUUGUCUGAACUCACCGUGCCGUUUUAAAUGUAGGAUUUAGAGUGGUUGGGGAGACUGAGGUAGCUUCUGUCAGGUGUUUUGUUUUUUGUUUUUGCUUCUGUCCAUUUUCAAAAGAGAUGACUGACCUUGGAGAUGGACUGGAUUCCAUGAAUGGGCCAAACAAAAUCCAUCCCAGAAAAGGGACAGGCUUUUUGAAUCUCAGAUUCCCAUAAGUAUGUAAGUUAAUACCAGUCAACAAAGGCAGUGAACUCUGCAGUAAGAUCUCACAUCUAACUCUCUUCAGCUCAUUCUCUUUCACAAGCAUUCAUUAGCAUUGUUCUAGAAUUACAGAAGGGACGCGGGUGACGCUGUGGGUUAAACCACAGAGCCUAGGACUUGCUGAUCAGAAGGUCGGCGGUUCGAAUCCCCGCGACGGGGUGAGCUCCCGUUGCUUGGUCCCUGCUCCUGCCCACCUAGCAGUUCGAAAGCACCUCAAAGUGCAAGUAGAUAAAUAGGUACUGCUCUGGCGGGAAGGUAAACGGCGUUUCCAUGCGCUGCUCUGGUUCGCCAGAAGCAGCUUAGUCAUGCUGGCCACAUGACCCGGAAGCUGCAUGACGGCUCCCUCGGCCAAUAAAGCGAGAUGAGUGCCACAACCCCAGAGUCAGCCACGACUGGACCUAAUGGUCAGGGGUCCCUUUACCUAGAAUUACAGACUCCAUCUCUUCCUGAGGCUCUAAUUAGCUUCUUUCCUUGUUUGUAGGUAAUGAUGAAUUAGAAAUGAAGAACGAAGGAGAAAUCCACACAGAGGAGAAGCCUUAUCAAUAUUUGGAGUGUGAAGAAAGCUCUAGUCAGAGCUCCGAUUUCACUUCUCAUCAAAUAAAUCCCAUUGGGAAGAAACCCUAUCAGUGCUUGGAAUGCGGAAAGAGCUUCACUCGGAACGAAAGUCUCACUUGCCAUCAGAGAAGUCACACAGGAGAGAAACCGUAUCAGUGCUUGGAAUGCGGAAAGAGCUUCACUCGGAACGAAAGUCUCACUUGCCAUCAGAGAAGUCAUACAGGUGAGAAACCCUAUCAAUGUUUGGAAUGUGGGAAGAGCUUCACUCGGAAGGAAAGUCUCACUUCUCAUAAGAGAAUCCACAGUGGGGAAAAACCUUACCAGUGCUUGGAAUGUGGAAAGAGCUUCCACGCAGGCACAAACUUCCGUCAACAUCAGAGAAUCCACUGUGGGGAGAAACCAUUUCAAUGCCGAGAGUGUGGAAAGAGCUUCAUUAGAAAAAAAGAUCUCACUUCCCAUCAAAGAAUUCAUACAGGUGAGAAGCCCUAUCAGUGCCUGGACUGUGGAAAGAGCUUCAGUCAGAGCGCCCAUCUCUUGGUCCAUCGGAGAAUUCAUUCAGGGAGGAAACCCUAUCAGUGCUUGGAAUGCGGAAAGACCUUCAGUCAGAGCGCCCAUCUCACUGCCCAUCAAAUAACUCACCACAAGGUGAAGCCAUAGUAACGGUUGUCUUUAGGAAACUUUAAUUAUCAUGCAAGUGAGGCUUGCAACGGCGUUCUUGGUCUUCGGCCACCCAGCAAAGAAGUUGACCGUGCCUCUCAAGACCGUUGAAUGCACACUUGACAUCCGAUUGAGAAGCAAUUCAUGUACUUCCACCUCGAAAGCCACCAAGUUGCAAAUUUGUGGUGCUCCUGACCACCACUGUCAUCUUCAGCAUAACCAAGAUGAUAGUGGUGUUAGCUUCAAGCUCUUCCUGGAGUCUGCUGAACACACACAGGACACUUCUUAGAAAAGCCACAAGUUUCAUACUUUCCUCUGUGAGAAGGUUUAGUCAAGAAUUCCGUUGCUGCCGUUCUCUGUCUAAUAAUUGACAGAGGACGGCAGCAAUGGAACAACACGGCUUACUGCAGGGGUAGCGUCGGACACCCUUUCCCAGGCCAUGUGGACAGAGCACCAGAUCUUGACCAGAGGGACAUUUUUGUCAGGGGCUCACAUAUAUUCCUCAAGUAGGUGACCCUGUUCUCCUUCUGUGCCAGUGUUAACAGAGAGUCUGUCACAAUGGAUAAGGUGUUUAUGAAACUGUGCUGGACGCUUGCAUGGUCUCUAGCCCAAAGCCUUGCUUCUCUCUUCACAUAAGGCCUUGCUCACCACAUACUGUCGGUUCUAACACGCCCAAGAAGUCUUCUCCAGAUUUUGAAACGUGCAACUUUUGUCUGUAUAACUUUAGCCUAUGUGUAUCCUGCUUACCAAACUGUCACCUGUGGUCCAUCUGUCCCCAGCUAUUACUGAAUGUGAAGGUCUCUAUUGUAACAUUAGAACAUGUUACAAUAUGCUUUGAAGGUUCUUUUAUUAUUAUUAUUAUUAAAGAUUUUCUUGAUUUAC